Messenger RNA from Coffea arabica (coffee), 1542 nucleotides. The record is from RefSeq and is a predicted model, not a curated record. Lineage: Eukaryota; Viridiplantae; Streptophyta; Magnoliopsida; Gentianales; Rubiaceae.
AUGCCACAAGACACAAUCAUUCCAGUUUUCUGCCUUCCUCCUCUUUUCCCCGGAAUGAUACCUAUUGCAUCAUACUACAAUGCAGCAUUGUCACUGCAGGAGGAAGAUAAUUUUCUUGAAGCCGUCUCCAAUAUGUCGCGCCUGAGGCAUCCAAACAUAGUUCAGUUGGCAGGAUAUUGUGCAGAACAUGGGCAGCGUCUUCUGGUUUAUGAUUAUAUUGGAAAUGGUAGCUUGCAUGAUAUGCUGCACUUUGCUGAUGAGCGAAGUAAGAUGCUGACAUGGAAUGCACGAGUCAAAGUAGCACUGGGCACCGCUCGAGCUCUAGAGUACUUGCACGAAGUGUGUCUGCCUUCUGUUGUACAUAGAAACUUGAAGUCAGCAAAUAUAUUAUUAGAUGAAGAGCUCACUCCUCACUUCGACUGUGGGCUGGCUGCUUUGACACCAAAUACAGAACGACAGGUUUCAUCGACCCAAAUGGUUGGUUCAUUUGGUUACAGUGCUCCUGAGUUUGCCUUAUCUGGAAUAUACACUAUUAAGAGUGAUGUGUACAGUUUUGGUGUGGUAAUGCUGGAGCUCCUGACAGGUCGAAAGCCACUUGAUAGUUCAAGACCAAGAACAGAACAGUCACUUGUGAGAUGGGCCACUCCUCAACUUCAUGAUAUAGAUGCCUUGGCCAAAAUGGUGGAUCCUGCUCUUAAUGGGAUGUAUCCUGCAAAGUCUUUGUCUCGUUUUGCUGAUAUAAUUGCACUUUGUGUUCAGCCUGAACCUGAAUUUCGGCCUCCCAUGUCUGAAGUGGUGCAAGCUCUGGUAAGGUUAAUGCAAAGGGCAAGUGUAGUGAAAAGGCGAUCUAGCGAUGAGUCUAGUUUUGCAUACAGGACUCCAGAUCAUGAAACAAUUGACUUUUCGUAAUGGCCCUCUUUGUUUCCCGGCAUCGCGGAGCUGUAUCCAGCCUUUGCAAUUUUGUAUACACACCCAGGCAGAGGUGAACUGUGUAAAAAGUGCAAAACAGACCAGCUGAUUAUUGGCAGGUACAAAAGAAAAAUGCCCGAACAGAUUCAUACGAAGUUCACAUCUUUGUCCUUCCAUUUUGAGGCACAUAUUUCACAUUUUAAUCGAUGAAUCAGUUCAUCCACCAUUCUUGUACUCAUGGUCAUGACUUACUGUGUAUAUUAUUGUUCUUCUUCCAAGAUAUAAAUACGUGUAUCCCAUCCGCCGGUACGCAAAGGGAUUUAUGAGAAAUGAUGAGGGGGAGUCAAAAUCUACACAUUUUCCUUCACAAAUCACGGUCAUGUAAAGUGGUCCAACCCCUUCUUCAGUUCUUGUAAGUUGUUCCCAAAAACUUGGUACUGCCACCAAUAACCCAUUGCUUCAAUGGUCAAUCUGCCUCGUGCUGUGCUUGUUUUGGCACAGCAAGAAUUUGUGCCUUACUCAGAAUGCAACGACUUUUCUUAGCUUCAUCUGAUUCAUGCAUUGUAACGUCAACAGUCUACAGGAUUGUGAAACUGCUGUUGAUUUAUUGCAAUGAUGCCACUUUUCUUUUCA